Molecule: messenger RNA, 567 nt
Organism: Acanthamoeba castellanii str. Neff
Lineage: Eukaryota; Discosea; Longamoebia; Acanthamoebidae
Exons: 2
Coding region: 1-567 (188 amino acids)
Source: RefSeq, a predicted model, not a curated record
AUGCCUCUCACCGUCGUGCCUCUUGCCAUGGUGUUGCUCACCCUUGUCAUUGCACUGUUCACACUGGUUGACAACUGUGGCUGGGCAAACAAGAAUGUGCACACCCUUGGCUUCUUCAGCAAGCUUAUCUAUCUGGGCUACUUCCAUGCCCUGGACCCUCCCUAUAACAGCAUUAAGAAGCACCACGAGGCCGUCGAGUGUGUGGCCAAGGUGGUGGCGUGCCGCGCUGCCGACGUUGGAUGCGAGUUCACCUCUGCACGUGGGCACAUGCAAGACCACGAGGACAAGUGCGCCGUGUGGCCCCUCCGCGCCAUACUCCAGCGUCAGCAGGACACAGUGCAAAGGCUCUCGCGCUUGGUCGAGGAGCAGCAGACCAUGCUGAAGCGGCAACGGAGCGAAAUCGACGAGCUCAACAAGGACAUGCAGGCGCUGAAGACACAGGCCAGCGUCAAGUUCCCCUUCGGUGUUGGUCCUUCUGCCGCUGCCCCCGCUGCUGCUCCUGCCAGAGGACGUAUCAUAAUGUCUGAUUCUGAUAGUUCCGAUAGUUCUGAUAGUUCAGAUUAUUAA